CUUAUCGCGACCAAAUGUAAUCGGAUAUCAAAGUUCAAAAGGCGAUAAAGCAGUAUGGAUCAACGAACAACAGUAAACAUAUGAUACAGUGUAUACGUGGAUGCAACAAAUGGAUUCAGCUGCCACAGUCCUGUAACAUAUUCUUACCGUUGGAGGCUUUUAUCCAGCAUACUACGAUUGUACUACUUUUUAUAAGCUAAUGGCAAAAACGUCAGCAAAACAACAAAAGACUGUCAAGUCCAGGCAAUUCUCUCAAAGUCCUCUGCAAGGGCGCGGCGAAUAUGAAACCUCGGGUAACGCUCAUGCUAACCGUCACCACAGUGUUACGGUCCUGAUACUAGCAGCUACUGUGGCAACGAUUGGUCUUGCUACAAUGUUCAUAGUGCGUGAAGAUCCCGAUAGUGGUCUCCACAUUACGGAUGCCGAUGCACAAGAAUUGUCUAUUCAAAAGGCAACGCUCAGUUCACAGAAGCAAGCUGACAAGAGGGUUGGCGAAUCUGACCGACUAGGGGCACGAAAUAUGUUCAAUCAGGAAUUACAAGCACCAGGUCCCAACCACAUGAAAGAAUUCCAGGAAACGAUCUUGAAGCAGCUCCAACCCAAGGACAUCACAGUGUCAGGACGGCCUGUCAGGGUUCGUGAGUUAACAGGCAACAAAGGGCGACCAGGAGCAGCAUCCAUUCGAGUUUAUCUCUUUGAGAACUUCUUAUCUGAUUACGAAUGUGAUGGUUUGAUGAGUGCCCACCACCGUCACGUGUCAGAGUACUCACAGGAUCCCAUAAUAUGUUUUGACUCUGUGGACACUCUUCAGAGACAUCUUCUCAACACAAAAUUCCACAAGGUCAAAGUCACAAGUCAAGAUUUCACAGAAGGAACUACUUGCGUGAAUUCAACCUUCUCUAAAGAUCUGAAAUCUAUCCUCGGCUGGUCUUUCAGCACGGCUUUCUAUCCAGGCGAAACUAAGUUUACAUCAGUAUUUGAUGAUCGCGUGUACAAAGCAACUGGACUCAAGCCAUCUAACGGCGGCAAAUACCAAAUCACGUCAUAUGGCAAGGGAAUUGGUUACAAAACACAUACAGACUGUACGAUUGGGAACAGAGAUCUUCGAGACCGAAUGGGCACUAUUCUGGUUUACCUGCAAGACGUUCUGGAAGGAGGACAAACAGAAUUUCCAGAAUUAGGUAUCAGCGUUGUGCCACGUAAGGGGCGUGCCAUUGUUUGGAACAACCAGGAUGCCAAUGGUAGAUGUGAUCCUUUCUCGCUUCAUGCAGCCCAGCCAGUUGUCAAGGGCCAAAAGAUUAUUCUUCAAAGAUGGUACUAUUAUCGGAAUUUCUACAUGUUGGGCAAGAGGCCAGAAGAGCCACAUCUACCACUGCGGGAGGAGCAGCAGCCAGUAGUGUCAUGUGAUGAGUAUGAUCAUGGUAGUUGUCGUUGGUAUGAUGAGUGGAGCUAUGAUCAUCUUGUUCAGUACAGACAAUUAAAAAAGCAGCUGCACUGAUAUGACCAAAAAUCAUAAAACAACUCUAAACCAGGCGAGAAUCCAGGGGGACCUCCCCUCCAAUCCGAGAAAAAGUUUAAAAAUUGGGAAAAUAAUAACAGAUUACUAAAGUAAUACGAAAAAUAGCUUUCGAUCAACCAAAGUGUACAAAGGUAAGUGCACAAUACCAUUAUAAAGAAUGAAUAUCAAGAAAUGUUUCAACAUUCUUUCCGAUGUCAUGUAAUAUUUCAUUUUGUCCGCAAAAUGAAACAUUAAGAAAAUCUCCUGCCUGACCCACCCUCCCCUCCCCGAAAAAAAAUCCUGGAUCUGUCCCUGUUUAGACAUCGAUUGGUCUUAGAACAAGAUUCAUUCUGAAUGACACGUUCCCUCCCCCAGUCCACUGUGCCAAUUUCUAACCAAUUUGAACAAGUACGCAAUUCUAAAUGAUUUUUUUUUAAAUCGAGUUACAUGUAACUAAAAUACAACCAAUAUUUAGAGCCAUUUUUCCACAUGUACAAUAACAGAAACAGUUAUUUGGAGGUAACUUUAAACCUUCAAUUUGAAUUCUGCUAAUUGGAACUGAAUAUGGUAUGAAAAUAAUACUGUGCGUAUACAUACAUGUAUGAAAAGUACAUUAAUGCUGUUAUAAUAUUCACAUAAAAUACAUUCCAGAUUAUUUUUUUACAUAUUUCAAUGCAUUAAUUUGAUUUAAACAGGAAUGCAUUAUGCCAGAAUGAUUUAAAUACAGAACUGGGGCUAUAUUUACAAUACUUGUAAUCUAAUAUUCCUUUUAUUAAACUUACCACAAGUUUAUUGACCUACGGGAUUGUGUGACACAUACCAUGCAUCACAGGGCCAGUAUAGCUCAGUUAUUUAGUGGAAUUUCUUUACUAAUAAAGUCAUGAUUACGUACGCAUUCACAUAAGCCUGUAUCCUUUGGUAUAUUUUCCAUUAAGCGGGACAAAUCUUUUGAUUAACUCUUUUUGGAGCAAAGGUGAUGAAUCUACUUAAGAUUCAUGUGUAGAAUCAACCGCUCUGUUCUAUUUAUUUUUAUCUGGCGUAUCAGAAAGCAUAAACGAUAAGUUUUGUUGAUAAGCGCCCCCAUGCGUUUUACCUGAACUUAGUCCCAUCUUAAAUACCGUUGAACCUGUAGGGCGCCCUCAAUCAUAUCACACUUUUCCUAAUCACGUUUUAUCGCCGACGUAUUAUCCAGUACUUUCCCAUCUAAGCCCCCCCCCCAAUAGUGGUCCGCGCGUGCGUCACUUUUGUUUCCACUUUUCCUAAAAAAAAAAUUAAAACAGCGCCCUCUAUUUCCGCUUUGCCUGAAUGAUCGCGAGUAGACUGAUUACUGGUCACAAGUCUACAAGUCGCAAAGGCAAUUUGUUCAAGGAACCAGACCAAUUUGUGGGUAGCUCAUACCUACCUGCGCUCGGUGAAGGUUACGUUGCUCUGCGUAAUGUGGAUGUCGAACACAAACAUUACACCAUGGACAGGUUAAAAAAUUGCAACCAGCUGAUCAAGAACAAUGGUUGCAUGACGUGCGACCUGCUACUACGAGCCUUUGCUAUUUGAUCAGGCCUAUUAGUAAAUCAAUUCGUUUAAUGUACAAAUGACCUUUGAAAAAGUUCAUUCGCGCAGGCACUGGCGUAUGAUUGUGGGACAUGUUGCUACUUUAUCUUGAAGACCCAAAAUUAUGACUCUACAGUAAUCAGUCGUCAAUGUCAGAUGCCCACUGUGUUUGUUUAACUUCAUUUAUGCGGUUAUUGAUAGAUGAAGGGUAUGUGGGCCCAUUGUGUGCUCUAAGGUAGCAUUUAUUAAAGGACUUGUCUCGAGCUUAACAUGAACUGGCAGCCAUCUCUCUUUCAGAUAGCCCUACCAUUCCUGAAUCCUCCAAUUUUAAUAUGAUUUUGCACACACCCUAGGGAGUUAGGGUUAAUGUACAGGAUGGGGAUGACACUUGAGGGCGCUUUUCACUACAUGUAUUUGCUAUCUACAUGUGGCUAUAUGUGCAUGUACACGUACAUGUAACACCCAUAUACAUGUAUAUCACACGAUCCCCUUUACACAGGUUAUUUAGGACACGUACGUGUAUGGGCGCACAGGGAUUCUCAUUUAUUUCCUUUUUAAUAUUUCCUCAUUUAGAACUCACACGGGAUUAUAAGAAGAAUGUACAGAAGCACUAUCCGGUCCAUAAUCCUCACGUUUUUUCAUAGUGCUUUUUCUUCUCUUAAAAUUUUUUACAUUUAUAAACGAGGAUAUUUGAAUAAUCACAAUAUUUAAUAUAAAUGAAGAAGUUAUGAAAAGACUGCUUACAGAACCUUAUGUUUUUCUUCUAUUAGCUCUCGAAUUGAGUUCUCCAAUAAAAGUUUCAAAAGUAUUACAAUGAAAUGUUUUUAAUCUUAUUUUUAAUAAGGAAUGCAUCGCUAUAAUGAUACGCAGGUUCGUUUCAAAAUUGGCAUCAAAAGUACUUACUAAAUUAAUCAUAUUAAGUAAUUGCAAAUAUUGUUUUAUUACCGUUUGAUAAUAUUGAGCAAAUUCAUUUCAAAUUAUAACGUAUGUAUACUUGUCACAAUACUACGUUCCUAAUCGUUCUCAUCAAAUACAAAAUACACACACAUAAAGUUUGUAAAUGGUAAUAAACUGUGAAAAAUUUGCAGUUUAAGUUUCUUAACUAUGUUUUUCAAUUUAUUGUUUCCAUACAAAGCUGUUCUGUAUUUCAAGAAAUACCUUGCUUUCUUACCCAAUCGUUAUAUUUUGUGCACAGCUGAAAACAUCAUUCAUGUAAACCAUUCUUCAGAGGGAAAUUUUUUUUUGGCUAAAAUUUUUAACCAUUUUCUUGGUACGGCCUUUCUUAAUAAAUACGUUUCCGCUCACCGAUUAUGUAUCAGGAUGAAUGUGUCUAUAAUAAAGUCAGUAGAGAAUUAA
Acanthaster planci (crown-of-thorns starfish) is the source of this 4402-nucleotide messenger RNA. RefSeq lists its product as uncharacterized. Gene Ontology annotation, biological process: peptidyl-proline hydroxylation to 4-hydroxy-L-proline. NCBI's taxonomy places the organism in Eukaryota, Metazoa, Echinodermata, Asteroidea, Valvatida, Acanthasteridae. Gene Ontology annotation, molecular function: L-ascorbic acid binding; iron ion binding; procollagen-proline 4-dioxygenase activity. The record is from RefSeq and is a predicted model, not a curated record. Gene Ontology annotation, cellular component: endoplasmic reticulum.